GUACAUCGUUUCAGCAUGGGGUUGCCUUGUCGCGGUGGCGGCGGGCGGAGCCGGGAGACGUCAGUGUUAUAUAUUCUGUCGCUUCUGCCCUUUUCAACCUCCCCCGUUCACGAAUAAAGAGUCAGCCCUUGUAGAGAUGAUUCCCUUCCUCAGUUGUGUAGAGUUGGUGGCUUCGCUACCCUGUUCGAGCAGCCCUGAGGCCUCGUGACUGUGCCCAGCUGGAGAUCGGGCUCCCCCGACCGAGCGGUUCCGAGGCCCCGUGACUUUGCCCGGACUGUCCGUCACCGACAACUGAUCCUGGCCGUGGACUGUUGCUGGUGCGGCUGAUCUGGUCCGGCCCGACUCUGUCAAUGUUGCCAUGGCCGCUGUAGGCACAGAGAAAGGCUCCAUAAAGAAGAAAAGUGAGAAGAAAUUCGCGGCCAGAGAGGAAGCAAAGCUCCUGGCAACUUUUAUGGGUGUCAUGAAUAAUAUGCGAAAACAGAAAAUUCUGUGCGAUGUUCUUCUAGUAGUGUCGGAUAGAAAAAUCCCAGCUCACCGGGUGGUGCUUGCAGCUGCCAGCCACUUCUUCAAUCUAAUGUUCACCACAAACAUGCUUGAAUCAAAGUCAUAUGAAGUGGAACUCAAAGAUGCUGAACCUGAUAUUAUUGAGCUACUAGUAGAGUUUGCAUAUACUGCCAGGAUCUCUGUUAACAGCAAUAAUGUUCAAUCUCUGUUGGAUGCAGCAAACCAGUAUCAGAUUGAACCAGUGAAGAAAAUGUGUGUUGAAUUCCUCAAAGAACAAAUUGAUGCUUCAAAUUGUCUUGGAAUAAGUGUUUUGGCAGAGUGCCUUGACUGCCCUGAACUCAAGAUAUCAGCAGAUGGAUUCAUUCAUCAGCAUUUCACUGAAGUUUACAAAACGGAUGAGUUUUUACAACUUGAUGUCAAAAGAGUAACUCACUUACUGAAGCAAGAUGCACUAACAGUUAGAGCAGAAGACCAGGUUUAUGAUGCCGCAGUUAGAUGGUUAAAGUAUGAUGAACUCAAUCGGCAGCAAUAUAUGGUUGAUAUUCUGGCUAAAGUCAGAUUUCCACUAAUCUCUAAGAAUUUCUUAAGUAAAACUGUCCAAGCAGAAUCACUCAUUCAGGACAAUCCAGAGUGUCUUAAAAUGGUUAUCAGUGGCAUGCGCUAUCAUCUUUUGUCUCCAGAGGAUCGAGAAGAGCUGGGAGAAAGUACACGGCCAAGACAAAAGAAGCAUGAUUAUCGCAUUGCAUUGUUUGGUGGAUCUCAGCCCCAGUCAUGUCGUUAUUUUAACCCCAAGGAUUAUACUUGGAUGGACAUUCGUUGUCCAUUUGAGAAACGGCGAGAUGCAGCCUGUGUCUUCUGGGACAACGUUGUUUAUAUACUGGGUGGUUCACAGCUUUUUCCCAUCAAACGGAUGGAUUGCUACAACGUAGUUAAGGACAGUUGGUAUUCUAAGCUGGGUCCUCCAACACCUCGUGAUAGUCUUGCUGCAUGUGCUGCAGAAGGCAAGAUUUACACAUCUGGAGGCUCUGAAGUAGGAAACUCUGCUUUGUAUCUGUUUGAAUGUUAUGAUACCCGAACAGAGAACUGGCAUACCAAACCCAGUAUGCUGACACCUCGAUGCAGUCAUGGUAUGGUGGAAGCCAAAGGACUAAUCUAUGUGUGUGGUGGAAGUUUAGGCAACAAUGUAUCUGGAAGAGUUUUAAGCUCCUGUGAAGUAUACAACCCUGCAACAGAGUCGUGGACAGAACUUGCUGCAAUGCUGGAGGCUAGGAAGAACCAUGGAUUAGUUUUUGUAAAUGACAGAAUCUAUGCUGUUGGUGGACAAAAUGGACUUGGUGGUCUGGAUUCCAUAGAAUAUUAUGAUAUUAAAACGAAUGACUGGAAAAUGGUAUCAACGAUGCCUUGGAAAGGGGUAACAGUUAAAUGUGCAGCAGUAGGCUCCAUUAUCUAUGUCUUGGCUGGUUUCCAAGGUGUAGGCCGGUUAGGUCACAUUUUGGAAUAUAACACAGAGACUGACAAAUGGACAACAAACUCCAAGGUCCGGGCUUUCCCAGUAACCAGUUGUCUUAUAUGUGUUGUGGACACGUGUGGUGCAAAUGAAGAAAAACUUGAAACUUGAAGGAAAUAUAUCACUGGAGAUACCAGGAUGAUGUCUGUACUGUCAGAUCACACUGACAUGAACUAAUAUAUGAUUUUAUUUUCUAAUUUAAUGUCUUUUGAGAUGUAUUCAAAAUAAUACCAGUAUUCAGGAUUAUUUCUUAAGAAUUAUUAAAAUCUGUUUGCCUAA
Hypanus sabinus (Atlantic stingray) is the source of this 2290-nucleotide messenger RNA. RefSeq names its product kelch-like family member 7 (gene klhl7). The transcript has 11 exons. The record is from RefSeq and is a predicted model, not a curated record. Gene Ontology annotation, biological process: protein ubiquitination. Gene Ontology annotation, molecular function: protein binding. NCBI's taxonomy places the organism in Eukaryota, Metazoa, Chordata, Chondrichthyes, Myliobatiformes, Dasyatidae. Bases 359 to 2122 code for a protein of 587 amino acids. Gene Ontology annotation, cellular component: Cul3-RING ubiquitin ligase complex.